CCUUUCGAACGAUAAUCCCAUCUCCAUUCGUGUGACUUGAUUGUGGAUUCAAGUGAUUGCACUUUGUUUCAGCGCAGACCUUUCGAAUUUCCCGUUUCACGUUUCGGACUUAGGCGCUGCGCGCUCAACGUCCCAUCAGCACCACUGCCCUCCUCAAAGCUAGAAGCUAGGGCCACCGCUCGCUUUGGCACACAGCCACGAAGGAUCUUUCCGCCGUCUUCAUCCCCACCAUGACCUCUGCCUUAUCCUCGGUCUUUCAGAAGAAGCUCGUUCGAGAGAUCCUCAGCUUGCAAAGACCCAGCCAAAGCGCUGAUCAAGGCAUCAAAGCUGCGCAUUCCAGCAAGCAAGGGCGGGUGAGAUUGGACGAUGAGACGCAGGACGAUUACAGGAUCGAGGUUAGAGAAGAGGAUGUGUUGGACGUGAGGGUAUGGCUUAUGGGUCCAGUCGGCACCCCUUUUGAAGGGGGAUUCUUUCAGAUGUCCAUCGAUUUCAGAAAUGGCGCUUACCCGGAGCAAGCUCCGACUUGCAAGCUCCUCACCAAGAUUUUCCAUCCGAAUGUUUCGACUCGCGGGGAUAUAUGCGUCAACACUUUCAAUGCCGGGUGGUCAGAUCAGAAGGGCAGCGCUUCCACCUUCAAAGGUGUAGAUUUUUGCGCUAGGACAGUGCUGGGUCUACUUGUCAAUCCCAAUCCUGAUAGCGUCUUGGAUCAGCCAGAAGCGGGCCGACUGAUGCACGACAGCUACGAAGAAUUCAUGCGCAUGGCGAAGGUUUGGACAUCGGCUUAUGCGCUCACCCGACCGGCUUGUUGGGGCCCUGCGCCAUGCACCGAAGCUGCCCAGACUCGCAUGGAGCAAGGAAUGCGGAACGACCAGAUUGGCACGCAGCCUGGAUUUGGCAGUCCCUCCGCCCACUCUUUUGUCGGUCAGCGUGGAGUGCCGGACAGGUCUUCCACAGCAACGCGGCAAGCGCAAGUGGAGCACGUUGCCCCUGAGAGACAAUCGCAAAAUCUUGGCGAUUCUGCGUUGUUCCUAGCAGCUGGUAUUUUAGGCCGGUCUGACAUUCACGAUGCUCCGAGCGGCCUACUGCAGAGACAGGCGCUGCCAGGAUCCUCUCGAACGCACGCUCCCAAGCGUGGUCUGCUGAGACUCUGAAAAGAUCAUACCCAUUCGAUGGUUUUUGCGAGAAAGGCUGCUGCCGUAGCCUGCUCGGCUUCGUCUGGCGCCGAUUUCAUGCGCCUUGAGUCUGAAUUCCCGCAAAAGGGUCAGCAUCUUAGAUGAUGUCUUUGUGCCUCCCUUCGAUGUGCCUUUGAUCGUGGGACUGCUUGGCUAGUGCGGCAGAACUACCACUUAGCCUUUCGAAA
Molecule: messenger RNA, 1360 nt
Organism: Ceraceosorus guamensis
Lineage: Eukaryota; Fungi; Basidiomycota; Exobasidiomycetes; Ceraceosorales; Ceraceosoraceae
Product: UBC-like protein
Exons: 6
Coding region: 231-1151 (306 amino acids)
Source: RefSeq, a predicted model, not a curated record